This is a messenger RNA of Alosa alosa (allis shad), 1707 nucleotides long. RefSeq lists its product as uncharacterized. Lineage: Eukaryota; Metazoa; Chordata; Actinopteri; Clupeiformes; Clupeidae. Bases 1 to 1455 code for a protein of 484 amino acids. The transcript is spliced from 4 exons. The record is from RefSeq and is a predicted model, not a curated record.
AUGGAGAAGCCUAGACAUCGGUGCAGCGUGUGCAACAAGACUUUAACUGAAAAGUCCAACCUGACGAGGCAUCUGAAGAUCCAUGCUGUUGCUAGGGAGACCUUUGACUGUGAUCACUGUUGUUGCCCCUACGUGGCUGAUACCAAGACAGCAGAGGCGGCUGCCAAGAGGUCCGGGGGUGAGCUGUGGAAAGGUCAACUGGUCAUCGUGUUCGGGAAGUACGCCGGUCAGACCUUCAGGUGGCUUCUAGAAAACGAUGUUGGCUGGCUGGUGUGGUUGCUGUUCCAGUACUGCCAGCAGGGAGAGCAGAACGAGCUGCUGAAGUGGCAGAAGGAGCGGCUGCUCGAGUACGCCAGAGAGUUCCCUCCUAAAGCGCUGUCAAAGAAAGAUCAGGCUCCUCCGACCGUCCCCAACCUCUCUCAGCAGGACCCUAACUACGCCAGCGAUGCCGAGUUGUUGGCUGCUGCAGAGAAUGUCCUGGACGGGUCCGAGGCGUCGGUCAGCAAGCAGCUGACCACCCAGGGAGACCUCGCCAGCUUUGUGUGCCAGGACAACAGGCCCGGACCCUCGUCCCUCCGAGAGACCUCGGAACCCAGUGGCGUCGUUCUGGAGGGCUGGCAGAAGUUCUGGGAGCAGCCGCCUGAAUCCGCCCAAGCCCUCGGUAUAGCCCCAGCGAACAUCAAGUGGCUGAAGACCAACGAGACCUACAGGCUGUUCAAGAGGGCGUCCAAGUACAAGAAUGUCAGGGGAGAGAUGGCCGAGAGGAAGCUCUUUAAGGAGAAGAUGGAGUUCCACCCGCCCCCACCUGCUAUGGCCGUCAAAGGAGCUGUGCCCAACAUGCUCUCCUUCACCACCCCUGCCUUCUUCUGGCGGCCGGUCGGCGUGAUGAAGGCAUUGAUCCGCUGCCCCAACACCAACUGCCCCGCACCGCCAGAGUAUUACCUGGAGAAGAGAGGGUCCAGCAGUUACGCCAGGCAAGUGUGCGGCAUGAACUUCCAUUACACCAUGCUGACCGAGAGGUUGAUGUGCAAACACUGUCUCAAGCUGAGGGAGGAGCCGAGCCAGGCGUACGCAGACAACAGCGACGACUACGACGGCGAGGAGGACGGCGCCCACCGUGCCCAGCAGCAGUACACCAGGCUGGCGUACAGUCCGAAAAUUCUGAUGAACCUCAGCAAGUGUGCUGUGGACAGGAGUGUGGUCACCCUGAUUCCCCGACUCAGCGCUGUCUCAAUGAGCAAGGUGCAGAGGCUGCUGCAGCAGGGCGACGAGUGGUACAUGGAGCGUCGGGACCUGUACCAGACUCUUAACAAUGUUUGGUACAUUGUCUGGGUCUGCGGUGUAUUCGCGGGUUUUGUCCUGCAAAAAUCUGCAGGUCCAAUCAGUGAAAAGAGGGAGUGGCUGAGAACGAUGACAUUGAGGUUGUGUGCUAGUUUGAAUGUGAACCGAGAUUAGCAUGCUAAAUGCAUUGAAAAUUAAUGAAUGCGCUAUCAAUCACCACUGUAAUGACCUGACGAUCCAUGGAAAUACUUUAAAAACGUUAUCAGACACUCUAGCUCACUUCUUAAGACCAUAGAGAUGGUGUUACAACAGUGUGGAGUUGAAAUUCGAUGUGUAAAUAUGCUUUAGAAGUGUAAACAUGUCAACCGCGAUUUGCAUGCCAAAAACAGACCGAUGAAUGAAUGGGCUGUUUUUGGUUACUGCUUU